Messenger RNA from Cooperia oncophora, 504 nucleotides. Lineage: Eukaryota; Metazoa; Nematoda; Chromadorea; Rhabditida; Trichostrongylidae. The record is from the annotation of a GenBank genome assembly.
AUGCCGUCUUCUGUUGCGCUAUUCCUAGCAUGGGUGUCAUUCUACGUCAGUAGAACAGAUCUCAUCAGUCGAGUACUGCUCAUCUCAUUCUCUAUAUCACUGCAAACAUUUAUAUGUGCCUUGUACCUGCAUUCCGUAGCAAUUCCCGUGGCUGUCGCGACACCGGCAGAUGUCUGGUGUGCACUUCUUGUCAUUCAAUCUAUUAUAGUCGUCGGUUUUAUAUUCACUUCGAUAGUAAUGGAGUCACAGGUGCGAAAGUACCGUGACCUAAUCACCGACUCAAAAACGAUUCGAGAAGACAGCCGAUCACGGCAUGAACGGCGUGCUAUGCGAACGGCAAUGUACAGAAAGGAGAACAACCAUACGGAAAAAUCCGCUUGCAGCUAUGCAACCGUAGUUGAAGCGACGUUUCGUCGUAAAGGCGAUCAAAUCUCACUAUGUGCAGUACGACUAGAUCUUGUUCGCAAGGCUUGCCUGUCCUGUUUUGUACAUUAUUUUGACUAG